Molecule: messenger RNA, 2157 nt
Organism: Phoenix dactylifera (date palm)
Lineage: Eukaryota; Viridiplantae; Streptophyta; Magnoliopsida; Arecales; Arecaceae
Source: RefSeq, a predicted model, not a curated record
GAAUCUUCGAUCCCUCCGCCCCCUCUCUCGCGAAUUCCAACUUUCUCCUUUUUCUCUCCUCUCUUCUUCAAGCCCUCGCGUCUCGACUCAAAAACCCUUAAAAAAAAUGAUCUAUUCCGACCCUUUCCGCCUCGAUCGCAGGCCUUGAAACCCUAAUUAAUCCUCCGAUUCCCGCCGGAAAUGGCGACGGCGGCUUACCGAUCAACCUCGAGACGGACCGGCGUCGACGACGCAGGGUCCUCCAACCGCGGCGGGGACCUCCGCCGGUCGAGGAGCCUCAGCCGCUACUCCGGCCGGUUCCCAUCGCCGCCACCGGAGUCCGACGAUUUCUCGACGCCGAGGGGCAGAUUCGUCAACAAGGUGAGGGGGUCCGGUUUCCUUGAGAUCAGCCUCGACGAUCUUGCCGAUGAGUUCUUUCGGGCGAGGGAGGAGUCGGAGGAGGAGGAGGAGGAGGAGAGCAGGCCGGCGGCCCGCAGAUCCGAUCGCCGGAGUUCCGUCGCUAGUUAUAGGAUGGAGACGGAGUCGUCUCGCCGGCGGGGGAGGUCUGUGUCGAGGCCCCCCGACAGGGGGGCGGUGGACGGGAAGCCCGCCACUGGUGGUAACUCGAGACGGCAGCGAUCCAUGUCAGUAGCUCGGCAUCGGUGUAGUGAUUCGGGGAAUGACUUGGAUCUUUAUAACAACACCAUCAGUCAAACCAAAUGGACGAGCAUUGGCAGUGGUAGGUCCCAGCGUCCCUCAUCACAAAAGCCAACAAAUCAAGGACAUGCUUUGAGAAGAAGAUCUAUGAGUCAAAAGGAUUUCUUCCAGUCACAUGACAAUUACUCGAGCCAGUCUUCUUCGCUAACUGAUGAUGAAGCACGGGAAGUUUGUUCACGUAAAAUUGAGACUGAGAGAACAAUUCAGGCAGUUUAUGCCCAGGAAAAGAUGGAACAUCCCACUGGAGAUGGAGAGGGCACUGGAUUAUAUGAAGCCAUGCGCAAAGAAGUGAGACAUGCAGUAGAAGAGAUCAAGACAGAGCUUGAGAAGGUCAUGGAGAAAACAGAACCCACAGCCAUUCUCAAUGACAAUGAGGACCAGGCAAAGAAUUCGAAUGUUAUCCAAGUUAUUAAUGAUAUCAGAAGGAAUUACACCACCAAAUUGGAACAGUCAGAGAAGCGGAAGCAAGAAUUGCUGGCAGAGUUAGCGGCAGAGGAGCAGCAUGGUCAGGAGCUUACGAAAAUUGUGAGAGAGUUGCUACCUUCCCCAAAACAAGCUGCUGCUCCAGAAGGACCCUCACGAUCUAGAAGAAGGAGCAAUGAUAGAACAAGGAUGUCUAAACGUCUGACAGAAGAGGCGGAAAGAUAUUUUGUAGAUUUCCUUUCAAAUGUUGAAGACACAGACAUAUCUUCCUUUGAUGGAGAAAUAAGUGAUACAAGUUCCACGCUCAGAGACUUGAUAGUGCAUAAUAAUGUACCAGAAACACCUACAAGUUUGACAAAAGCUGCUCCACUGUUUGUUGAGGCAGAUGGUGUUGUACUUCCUUGGUUGCAGUGGGAGUCCUGUAAUGAUACAUCUCCGUCACCAUGCAAAACUAAGACUGAGGUGCCAGUGAAAUCAGGAAAUAUUUUGCCUGUUUCAGCACAGGAAGCCAAUGCUGGAUUUGAUAGCGGGAAACUCGUCAGCAGUAAUCCUGGGAGUUGGAGCCCUGAAUGCAAGAUUUCUAGCGAUAAAAACAGUGGCAGACUUGGAUAUGUAGGAAACCACUGGAUCAGUUCCGAUGGUGGAGCAGGAGUGUCUAAAUUUGACAUGGAUGAGUACCUGGCCUUGCAGCACAAUGAAGAUCUCCUCUUCCAGAGGCUGAGGCAGAGGCAGAGAAUAGACUCAGGUAGCCUGGUUUUAUGUGGAAGAACCACACUGUAGAGCUUGGUUGUGCUUUAAAGAAGCUUGGCUAUCUUUGUAUUACACACAGUGGUGUAUUUAGGCAUUUGAAUUAUCGUCAUCUGUCUUCAAUUGUUGAGGGUUAAAUGUCUCCGUUCUAAAUGCAAGCAAUCACCUUUCUUUUUGUAACUGAACGUUGCUUUCUUUUAUACAAGAGCAUCGAUUUCCAAACUAUGCUCAAACUGCAUUGCAGCUGCUUCUUAACUAGCUAAUAAGUGAAGCACUUAGCAUACUGUUAGG